UGGUCACACCUCACAAACACCACAGUACAAACAAAUUAGAGAAUCUGAUUGACUCGUAACCCCGGUGUCCCUCAGUAUUUGAUGUAUGCACCAACACAGGCAACAUUUUCUCUCGCCCAAGAAAAGAACAAAAAGGAUAAAAUCCGACGAACUCUCGUUGAGCCUAUCGAGAGAUCGCGAACCGCACCGUGUUCGUGGAUCGAUUAAUACAUCAGAUUCAGAAUUUAGAUUCUGUCGUUCGCUUCGAUUUUCAAUUGAUCUAGUUUAUCAAAAAUGUUCUUGGUGGAUUGGUUCUAUGGAGUCCUCGCCUCGCUAGGGCUGUGGCAAAAAGAGGCCAAAAUCCUCUUCUUAGGCCUCGAUAAUGCUGGCAAAACCACCCUCCUUCAUAUGCUCAAAGACGAGAGAUUGGUACAGCACCAGCCAACACAGUAUCCAACAUCAGAGGAGUUGAGUAUUGGAAAGAUUAAGUUCAAGGCUUUUGAUUUGGGAGGUCAUCAGAUAGCACGCAGAGUUUGGAAAGAUUAUUAUGCCAAGGUGGAUGCAGUUAUUUACUUGGUGGAUGCUUAUGACAAGGAGAGGUUUGCCGAAUCAAAAAAAGAACUGGAUGCUCUCCUUUCUGAUGAGUCGUUGGCUACUGUUCCAUUCUUGAUUUUAGGCAACAAGAUUGACAUCCCUUAUGCUGCCUCCGAAGAUGAGUUGCGCUACCACAUGGGCUUGACGGGUAUCACUACUGGCAAGGGGAAGGUGAACCUUGCAGAUUCAAAUGUUCGUCCACUCGAGGUUUUCAUGUGUAGCAUUGUUCGUAAAAUGGGCUAUGGAGACGGCUUCAAAUGGGUCUCUCAGUACAUCAAGUAACGAGUGUAGGAAGCUACGCUUUUUGGCUGUAUUUGUGGAUUAUAUCGUGUUAUGAUAGACCUGUGCUGGAAGUGUUUUCUUAUUUGAAUUUGUUGGAUUAAUAACUUUUGUUAUACUUUUUGAUGGUAUUCUCUCUUGAUAUUGAAGGAAAAUAAUUCUUCCUGGUGAAAGGGUAUGCUUGUUUU
This is a messenger RNA of Olea europaea var. sylvestris, 1040 nucleotides long. Its product is annotated as GTP-binding protein SAR1A-like. Gene Ontology annotation, cellular component: COPII vesicle coat; endoplasmic reticulum exit site. The coding region runs from base 274 to 855 and encodes 193 amino acids. NCBI's taxonomy places the organism in Eukaryota, Viridiplantae, Streptophyta, Magnoliopsida, Lamiales, Oleaceae. Gene Ontology annotation, molecular function: GTP binding; GTPase activity. The transcript has 3 exons. Gene Ontology annotation, biological process: membrane organization; intracellular protein transport; endoplasmic reticulum to Golgi vesicle-mediated transport. The record is from RefSeq and is a predicted model, not a curated record.